Salvia splendens (bonfire salvia) is the source of this 1852-nucleotide messenger RNA. RefSeq names its product auxin-induced protein PCNT115. The record is from RefSeq and is a predicted model, not a curated record. Lineage: Eukaryota; Viridiplantae; Streptophyta; Magnoliopsida; Lamiales; Lamiaceae. The transcript has 8 exons. Bases 46 to 1674 code for a protein of 542 amino acids. Gene Ontology annotation, cellular component: cytoplasm.
GAAACAUCGAGUGUCAAUUGAAGGCAGAAGCCCUAAUUAAGCGAAAUGGGGGCGAUUGUGCCGACGGUGAAGCUGGGGUCGCAGGGCCUCGAGGUCUCCAACCAAGGCCUCGGCUGCUUCGGCAUGUCAGCCAGCUAUGGCCAGCGGAAGCCCGAAUCCGAGAUGAUCCAAGUCAUCCGCCACGCCAUCAACUCCGGCGUCACAUUUCUCGACACCUCCGACUCCUAUGGCCCCUACACCAACGAAAUUCUUAUUGGAAAGGCUUUAAAAGGGGUGAUGAGGGAGAAAGUGCAAAUUGCUUCUAAGUUUGGAGUAAUACACAAGGAUGGGGGAGUCGAUGUACAUGGUGAGCCAGAAUAUGUGAGGGCUUCGUGUGAGGCGAGCUUGAAGCGUCUUGAUGUUGGCUGUAUUGAUCUCUAUUACGCUCAUAGAAUCGACACUCGUGUGCCCAUUGAAGUCACUAUGGGAGAGCUUAAGAAACUUGUUGAAGAAGGGAAGAUAAAAUAUGUCGGCCUCUCAGAGGCUUCUAUUUCGACAAUCAGAAGGGCUCAUGCUGUUCACCCAAUUACUGCGGUCCAGAAUGAAUGGUCACUGUGGUCGAGAGAUUUGGAAGAAGAAUUAGUUCCUACUUGCAGGGAACUUGGCAUUGGAAUUGUUUCAUACAGUCCACUUGGGCGUGGCUUCUUUUCCCUAGGUCCCAAGUUGGUACAGAACAUGCUGGAGGGCGACUGGCGUAAGCACUUUCCAAGGUUCAAUGCUAAGAAUCUUGAAACCAACAAGGUGGUGUAUGAAAAGAUCAGUGAGAUCGCUACGAGGAAAGGCUGCACCCCGUCUCAACUGGCGUUAGCUUGGGUUCAUCACCAAGGAGAUGAUGUGUUCCCUAUACCAGGCACCACCAAGAUCGAUAACAUCAAUGAGAAUAUCGGAGCCCUCUCAGUGAAACUAACCCUGGAAGAGAUGACUGAGCUCUCGGCUUUGGCUGACAUGGUUAAGGGGGAUCGACAUGUGUUCAUGGAGAAUACAUGGAUGCAUUCCAACACGCCACCAUUGUCAUCUUGGAAAAUGGGAGAGCUUAAGAAACUGGUUGAAGAAGCGAAGAUAAAAUAUGUUGGCCUCUCAGAGGCUUCUGUCUCAACAAUCAGAAGGGCUCAUGCUGUUCACCCAAUUACUGCGGUCCAGAACGAAUGGUCACUAUGGUCGAGAGACUUGGAAGAAGAAUUAGUUCCUACUUGCAGGGAACUCGGCAUUGGAAUUGUUCCAUACAGUCCACUUGGGCGUGGCUUCUUUUCCCUAGGUCCCAGGUUGAUACAGAACUUGCCAGAGGGCGACUUGCGUAAGCUCUUUCCAAGGUUCAGUGCUGAGAAUCUUGAAACCAACAAGGUGGUAUAUGAGAAGAUCAGUGAAAUAGCUACGAGUAAAGGCUGCACCCCGUCUCAACUGGCGUUAGCUUGGGUUCAUCAUCAAGGAGAUGAUGUGUGCCCUAUACCGGGCACUACCAAGAUCGACAACAUCAAUGAGAAUAUCGGAGCCCUCUCAGUGAAACUAACCCCGGAAGAGAUGACUGAGCUCUCGGCUUUGGCUGACAUGGUUAAGGGGGAUCGGCAUGUGUUCAUGGAGAAUACAUGGAUGCAUUCCAACACGCCUCCGUUGUCAUCUUGGAAAGUCGAUACAUGAGACCACCGUGUUCCAUUUUGCACAAAGAAAAACUAGGUUUGAUCGUCUGAAAAUCUUGUUCCAGUUCUGUAAUCUGUUUUCGUCUGUCGAAUUUCCUAGUUUUUUCGAGGUUUCAUGGCUGAGAAGUCGAGACCAACUGCCUUCACUGAAUAAAAAUUAGUACUAAUAUUUGCUCGUU